GCUGCUACACAACAGUGCUUUACGUGUUGAUGGAAGAUUAUCUUCUCAAGAUGUUGCUGUAUCUACUUCUGAGUUUAACCUGUUCUCUCUUCGUAGGGGAAGCACACGGCCGAGUCACCUGGAAUCGAACCGACUUGACUCUGGCUUCGCAAGACUGCCCCGGAGGCUACACCCUCGUGGGCGACAAAUGCCUCAUGUUGGAGAUGGUCGCCUCUGUAACCCAUGACGACGCGAGGAAUCUCUGCCAUGAAGCCAAAGGGGAGCUGGUUGCCAUCACCACGGCCACGGACUUCAAGAAUUUAGUCGACUACAUCCACGCCAACGGAAUAUUCGGCUAUACUUUCUGGGUGGACGGACGAGACGAGGAAACAGAGGGCGUUUGGUUGACUGCGACAGGAGAAGCCGUGCCCUUAGGAACCCCCUUCUGGGCCGCCUUUGAUUAUCACCAGCAACCGGAUAACGCCCUCGGGAAUGAACACUGUCUAUCCAUUCCAUCGGAUUGGUUUCUCUAUAUGAAUGACGUCUCUUGUUCUGACACAAAACACUUCAUAUGUGAAGCCCCCGUUCAGACGCAGGGGGAGGCCGCAAGCGCAGCGCUGGCUCCCGUCGGCCCGUCGGCGGUGGGCGGCCGCGUCGAGUGCCUCAGCCCCUUCGUGGAGGUGGGAGACCUGUGCCUGUUGUUCAUCACGUGGGCGGAGGAGACCUGGGAUGUGGCUCAGCAGACGUGUGCGGGAGUCUCCAGCGAGCUCUUGGCCAUCACCGAUAUUGAAGUGUUGCGAACUGUGUACCUCUUCAUACAGUCAAAUGGUUUAGCUGGCAACACCUUCUGGCUUGGAGGAUCCGAUCUGGAGAGUGAAGGAACUUGGGUCUACACCACAGGGGAGCCUGUGCCCAUGGGCACCCCUUUCUGGGGUCUUACUGACAUGAGUGCACCGUCCCAGGAACCCAACGGAGGAACCGAUGAGAACUGCCUCGCGAUCGGUAAUUUUUACAAUUUCAGGGACUAUUCAUGUGGCUCAAAAUUCUUCCCACUGUGUCUCUACAGCGGAUGAGCAAAUGGCAUGGAAAGCGUACAAUAAAAAUGUUUAAAUAGUAAUAAUAAAAAUUUAGAUUAAAAAGAAGAAAAUCAUACUAACAUCAAGAGAAUAAAAAACGAAUAUGUAUAAGAAACUAAAUUUUACUUUUGUCUUGUAAGCUUUCUUUCAACAUAUUAGUGGUUAAUAAAGGAUUCAAUUAUA
Messenger RNA from Penaeus indicus, 1238 nucleotides. RefSeq names its product macrophage mannose receptor 1-like. Gene Ontology annotation, molecular function: carbohydrate binding. The transcript is spliced from 7 exons. NCBI's taxonomy places the organism in Eukaryota, Metazoa, Arthropoda, Malacostraca, Decapoda, Penaeidae. Bases 30 to 1052 code for a protein of 340 amino acids. The record is from RefSeq and is a predicted model, not a curated record. Gene Ontology annotation, biological process: biological process involved in interspecies interaction between organisms. Gene Ontology annotation, cellular component: external side of plasma membrane.